AGACGCGGAUUCCUGUUCCGCCCUGGAGGGCUGCUGCGCCUCCUGCUCUGCCUCCUGUUCCGCCCUGGAGGGCUGCUCCGCCUCUUGCUCCGCCCCGGAGGGCUCCUGCGCCUCCUGUUCCGCCUCCUGCUCCGCCCUGGUGGGCUCCUGCGCCUCCUGCUUCACCCUGGAGGGCUCUUGCGUCGCCUGCUCCGCCUCCGGCUCUGCCCUGGAGGGCUCUUGCCCCGUUCGCUUCCCCCGUCCUGUCGGCUCCGCCCCGGCUCCCUGAUUUACCGGUCCUGGCUCAGUCCCCAGGUCCCCCACCACUACAUGGACCUGGCCCUCCAUCGCUCCCCUGUUCCACCUCUGCUCCCCCCCCGCCGCCUUCCAGGACUGUCUGUGUUAUGUCGUUUGGGAGCGUCUGGAAGCCGCUCUUUGGGAGGGGGCUAUGUUAUGGAGUGCCCUUGAACCCCACUAGAGGGCACUCCAGUAUGAACUCUCUUUUGUUUUGUGUCCACUCAACCUACCUGGUUUCACUCUUGUCUGUGUGUCAUGUGCUUAUUGGUUCCACUGUUCCAGGUGUCCGUUUCCCAUUGGUUAGUUUUGUCAUGUGACCCCUUGUGUUUGAUAUAAAAGGCCACUCCUCCCCCCUUGUGUUUGCUGAUUGUUGUUUAGCCUUUAACGUUUCCUGUGUUCCUUGUUCUUGUUUUUCCUUAGCCUAGUCUUUGUGUUUUUGACCUUGGAUUGUUUCUGCAUUUUUCGACCCUUGCUGCCUGCCCCGACCUUUUGAAGCAUAUGAAGCUGGAUUUGCAAAAUAUGGUGCUUUCAUACCUGCACAGAGCUUUGGGAGUAAAUAUUACCUCUGCCACAUAGUGAAGAAAUUCCGUGAUUCUGGAAUAUUCUCCCUGUUGGGUAAAUAGAUGUAAAUUUAUUUAGAUCUAAAAUAAAGGUUAAUGAAUAAACAUUAACUUAAAGAUUGAUGAAUAAUUGGUGGUUGUAUUCAAAAUAUUAUUCAAAAAGUGUUGUGUUGCGGGAAUAUGGAGCAGGAUUUUCUAUUUAAGUCUGACUCAGCUUUGGCAUGUUGUCACUGGAGUGAUCCCAUCCUGGGCCAGCAAAAUUGGGUAGCAAGUGAACCAAACAGGUGAGAGAAAGGCAUUACAAUGAGUAAGAGUACCUGAGCAAAUAAUAAAUAAUCUGUGUAUUAAAGGUUUGGUUGUCUUUUAGCUUUGUGAAAAAGAAGUGUGUUAAAAUGUAUUGAAUAUGCACUUGUAUAUAUACUGUUUAUUUUUAUUUUUUUAAAUCUACACUUGCAGAACCUUUAAAAAUAAGAACAAGCAGGUUGAACAUGAAAGAUUUUUCUCAGUUUUUCCUGAACAUUUUUUUCAACAGUAAAACUACACAGAUUGAGUAAAUACAUUAACAGUUGCUGUUACAAUUUUGUGAUGGCAAAUAUUCUGUUUUAUGUUCAAAUUUGUUUUAUCUAUAUUCAAACAAUGGAAAAAAUGUCAACCUCCCUUAUCUGUAGAGACAGAUGACAACCCAUCAACAUCAGACACUCUUCAGGUCAGCCCUUUGACUAAUUUGGCAAAAAGCUGAGCAAUUUUCUGACCAGCCGCCCCAUUAUCAGCCAAGUGUUUAUGCUUUUAACUUGAGCCUAAUUAGUACCCUUUUGAAUCGACUUAAUCAAACUAAGCAAAGGCUUCAUAUUCCAAACUCUCUACCAUGGCCAAGACCAAAGAGCUGUCCAAGGAUGUCAGGAACAAGACUGUAGACCUACACAAGGCUGGAAAGGGCUACAAGACCAUCACCAAGCAGCUUGGUGAAAAGUUGACAACAGUUGGUGCAAUUAUUCACAAAUGGAGGAAACACAAAAUAGUUGUCAGUCUCCCUUGGUCUGAGGCUCAGUGCAAGAUCUCACCUCGUGGAGUUUCAAUGAUCAUGAGAACGGUGAGGAAUCAGCCUAGAGCUACACAGGAGGAUCUUGUCAAUGAUCUCAAGGCAGCUGGGACCAUAGUCACCAAGAAAACAACUGGUAACACAACGCAGUGAAGGACUGAAAUCUGCUCAAGGAAGCACGUAUAGGUCCGUCUGAAGUUUGCCAGUGAACAUCUUAGUGAUUCAGAGGAGAACUGGGUGAAAGUGUUGUAGUCAGAUGAGACCAAAAUUAAGCUCUUUGGCAACAACUGAACUCGCCGUGUUUGGAGGAGGAUGACCCCAAGAACAACAUUCUCACCGUCAAACAUGGAGAUGGAAACAUUAUGCUUUGGGGGUGUUUUUCUGCUAAGGGGACAGGACAACUGCACCGCAUCAAAGGAAUGAUAUACGGGGCCAUCAGGGCCAGGGCAUUGAAAAUGAGUCAUGGAUGGGUAUUCCAGCAUGACAAUGACCCAAAACACACGGCCAAGGCAACAAAUAAGUGACUCAAGAAGAAGCGCAUUAAGGUCCUGGAGUGGCCUAGCCAGUCUCCAGACCUUAAUCCCAUAAAAAAUCUGUGGAGAGAGCUGAAGGUUUGAGUUGUCAAAUGUCAGCCUCAAAACCUUAAUGACUUGAAGAGGAUCUGCAAAGAGGAGUGGGAUAAAAUCCCUCCUGAAAUGUGUGCAAACCUGGUGGCAAACCACAAGAAACAUCUGACCUCUGUGAUUGACAACAAGAGUUUUGCCACCAAGUACUAAGUCAUGUUUCGCAAAGGGGUCAAAUACUUAUUCACUCAUUAAAAUGCAAAUCAAUUUAUAACUUUUUUGAAAUGCAUUUUUCUGAGCUGAGAUUAGGAGCACUCUUUUAAAUGGAGUGCUCUUAAUCUCAGCUUGUUACUUGUAUAAAAGACAUCUGUCCACACAAUGAAUCAGAUUCCAAACUCUCUACCAUGGCCAAGACCAAAGAGCUGUCCAAGGAUGUCAGGAACAAGACUGUAGACCUACACAAGGCUGGAAUGGGCUACAAGACCAUCGCCAAGCAGCUUGGUGAGAAGUUGACAACAGUUGGUGCGAUUAUUCACAAAUGGAAGAAACACAAAAUAGUUGACAGUCUCUCUUGGUCUGAGGAUCAAUGCAAGAUCUCACCUUGUGGAGUUUCAAUGAUCAUGAGAACGAAUGUCGUUGGGGUGUGUGCCGUAUGCACCGCACGUCUAUGACAUCACUAAAUAGUUUCACUAUGACACUGCAGGAUGGAGUUUCCUCUGGAAUAAAAGCAGGCUUGUUUACCGAGCAAAAUUUUCAUUUCAUCUUUUGGCUUUGAGACUUGAGGCCUGCUGAGGAGACAACAACAAUGCUGAAGCAAGAGUUCAUGCCAUACUGGAACCUCAGUGUCACAGUGUUGCGGGGAAAAUUCAAUCGGUCGUAUGACCUUUUUUCUAAAUGUGACUGCUACGUCGUGUUAAAGUUACCCACGGCCUGUGCCUGCUGCCAUCGCACCAAGACUGUAAAAAACAAAAAUUCACCAAAAUGGAAUGAAACGUUUCAUUUCAGAGUGCACAGCGGUGUCAAGAACAUUCUGGAAUUCCACAUAUAUGAUGCUGACAAGUCAACAAAAGAUGAUUACUGCUCCACCAUCCUGUUUGACAUUAAUAACCUCACACCUGGAGAAAAGCUUAAAAAAUGCUUUAUUACAGAGGAUAAGAAAAAGAGUGAGCUGUGGGUUGAGUUUGAGAUGACUGCGAGCUCUGAUAAGCCUGAACCGUACCUCUCUAAUGGAGUGCUGAUGGCAGGUCCCUUCUGUGCACUGGAUGUCAAGGUGGAAAAAUGUCUAAAGACUAAAGAUGCUGCAUUAAGAACAGGGCAAAAAAUGAUGUGUUUCCCAGUGUUUAAAUCAGCGGAGAAGGACAUGAUGUUAAAACUGCGAGGCGCACAUAAGGAAGACUGUUUGAUCCCAUGCUCUGAGGAAAACCCCAGCUGCACUCCGACUUUUCGCUACUACAUUAAUCGAGACGUGGAGACCGAGUUUAUUCUCAUCCCACCAAAAGCAGUGGGAGAAGUGAAUGGGAAAAAUCCAAAGACUGCAAAGAUUCUGUCAUCAGUCCCUAUAAAACCAUUACCAGCCAAACAGCAGAUCAAACUCUCCAUGCCUGUUAAACAGGGUGAAGUGGAUCUGCAACUAAGCACAGAGGCCCGCUCUGAUGAAAAGUUGGAUGUGCGCCUGGGGUUUGAUAUUCCAGUGGAAGAAAAUAAUUUUCUGGCCAUGAGACGAAAAGUCGUAUCACAAGCUCUUCAGAAAGCUUUGAAUCUCAGCUCUCCACCUGAGCCUAGCAAGGUCCCAUUGGUGGCUGUGGUGUGCUCUGGGGGCGGGACCAGGGCGAUGAUUGGCACAUUUGGAGGCCUAAGAGCUCUGCAGAAACUCCAGCUUCUUGAUGCAGUCAGCUACAUCACAGGGGUUUCUGGCUCCACCUGGACUAUGGCUUCUCUUUAUGGUGAUGCUAACUGGUCAAACAAUGACAUAAAUGAGGUUAUGGAGUCUGUAAAGGAAGAGAUCUCGAAAAGUGUGUUUAGUGUAUUUUCCCUGGAUCGCUACAAAGAGAGGAUGGAAGAGAGAGAGAAAGAAGGACACCUUGUGUCUCUCAUUGACAUGUGGGGUCUGGCUAUAGAGUACCUCAUACAAGGAAAGAAAAAGAUGGGUACACUAUCUGACCAGCAGAUGGCACUAUCAAAGGGCCAGAACCCUCUACCUAUCUACACAGCUCUCAACAUGAAGAAUGGCAAGACUGCAUGUACCAUAGAGGCUGAAUGGUGUGAGUUCACCCCAUAUGAGGUUGGAUUUACCAAAUAUGGUGCCUUCAUACCUGCACAGAACUUUGGGAGUGAAUAUUACCUUGGUCACAUGGUCAAGAAACUCCCUGAAUCUGGAAUAUAUUCUCUAUUGGGAAUAUGGAGCAGUGUUUUCUCUCUGAGUCUGACUCAGCUUUGGACUGUUGUCACAGGAAAGAUCCCAUCCUGGGCCAGCAAGCUUGGGGAAGACGUGAACCAAACAGAGAAAGGUAAGAAACCAUCAGCGUCAAAAGAACCUGUGCAGCUCUGCCCUAUGACUGAUUUGGAAGAAAAGCUGAGCAACUUUCUGACCAGACGCCCCAUCAUUAGCCAAGUCUUCAACUUCCUUAGAGGCUUCCAGCUGCACAAGGACUACAGUGAGAACUGUGACUUCACCACAUGUAAAGACACACAUCCAGACGCCUUCCCAAACUCCCUGACACCAGCAGACGACAAACUUGACUUGGUGGACAGUGCUUUUGUCCUCAAAUCAGGAUUUCCUCCUUUGUUACGUCCUACCAGACGCGCAGAUGUCAUUCUGUCUCUGAACUACGCUUGGGAUUCAGACCACUUCAAGGUCCUUAAGCAAACACAGGAGUACUGCGCUGAUCGCAAGAUCGCAUUUCCACAGAUCGAUUACAAAAAGUUGGAGUCUGAGCCGAUUAGGGAAGUUUAUGUGUUUGAAGAUAAAGAGAAUCCAGAAGCUCCCAUUGUGAUUCACUUUCCUUUGAUCAAUAUCUCAUUCAAGCAGUUCAAGUCUCCUGGAGUGAGGAGAGAGGGUACGGAGGAGAUCGAGGAGGGAGAUUUUGAUAUUGACUUCACCAGUAUGUUCUGUCCAUUCGGCACUCACAAGCUUA
This is a messenger RNA of Labeo rohita (rohu), 5572 nucleotides long. Its product is annotated as cytosolic phospholipase A2 delta-like. Gene Ontology annotation, molecular function: calcium-dependent phospholipid binding; calcium ion binding. Gene Ontology annotation, biological process: glycerophospholipid catabolic process. The annotation marks the transcript as partial. Gene Ontology annotation, cellular component: cytosol. Lineage: Eukaryota; Metazoa; Chordata; Actinopteri; Cypriniformes; Cyprinidae. The record is from RefSeq and is a predicted model, not a curated record. The transcript is spliced from 22 exons.